Molecule: messenger RNA, 2079 nt
Organism: Drosophila mauritiana
Lineage: Eukaryota; Metazoa; Arthropoda; Insecta; Diptera; Drosophilidae
Gene: Drat
Product: zinc-type alcohol dehydrogenase-like protein C1773.06c
Exons: 3
Coding region: 204-1508 (434 amino acids)
Molecular function (GO): oxidoreductase activity
Source: RefSeq, a predicted model, not a curated record
GCUCAGAUGUUCUUUGGAAGUGCGCUGGUUAAGUCGUCGGAAAAGCGCUGAGAAGCGAGUGCAGCUAAAGAAAAAUCUAGCCAAUUCACAAGUAAAAGUGUUAGCCAGUUUGCAAUACCCAACACUGUUGAGUUGCAGUAGUGCAAAACAGAAAAAAGAAAAAAAGUGAAGAAAUUGACAAGAACAAUUACGAGGACAGCAAAAUGCCGGUCGAUAUAUGCAGUCAACCGCACAAUUUGCUCAGUUCAAUGAGCGGAACAACAGAUACCUCGUUGACGCUGAACUCAUUGUCCCUGACUUCCGCUCUGCCGCCGACGGAUCCCGAUCACAACAAUCCACACAAUCCACACAGUUCGCACAACAUGAACAAGCUGUGCCGCCAAGUGUCAAUUGAGUCGCCCGGGCCGGGCGCCAAGAACUGCGUCUUCAACUUCUUCGUGCCCAUCGAGGACACGCCGGCGAUGGGCGCCCGCAUCCGGAUCGUGUGCGCCGGAGCCUGCUACCGUCGCCGCGAUCGCGCCAACUCCAUCACCAGCAUGUCCUCAGUGUCCUCGGAGCUGAGCGACUACUGUCCGUCGGUGAACUCGAUGUCCUCGCCCGCACACCAGGGCAUCCGGGAGGGCUCCUUCUUUCCCGGCUUCGAGGUGGCCGGCGUCAUCGAGUCUUUGGGCUCCGAGAUCACCGAGGCCAACAACCGUGGCCUGCGCAUUGGACAGCGCGUGAUCGUCUAUCCGUUCGAUGAGACCCCAGCCGGCUAUGCCGAGCUGCUGGUCGUGCCGGACCUGAAGCACGUGGUGCCCAUUCCCGACAGUCUGCCCAUGGAGGUGGCCGCCAUGCUGCCGACGGGCGCCCUGCUCGCCUGGAACGCCGUCUUCAAGGCCCAGGCCGUCGUCACACAGAUUCUCAGCCAGCGUGCUGCCACGGAGCCGAAGCGGAAGCCCAAGAUCCUCAUCGUGGGCACUGGCGGCCUGGCGCUCUGGGCCGUGCGCAUCGCCUCCUAUCACUUCGCCACAACUGGAGCCGACAACGUGGACAUCACAGUGGCCAGUCUGCGUGACGAGGGCUUCCGCCUGGCCACAGAGAUCAAAAAUGUCAGCGUGGUGCAGUGGAACGAAUGCCUGUACGAGCCGCAGCUGAUCGAGCGCACCAAGGACGUGUGCGGCGGAGCCGUGGACGUGGUCAUUGACUUUGGCACAACCUCCAGGAGUCUGCACCGCUCGAUGCACUGCCUCUCGAAGGGCGGCGUGGUGCUGAUCAGCGACGAGGUGGCCGAGAAGCUGCUGCCCAAGUUCUCGCGCCUGUCGGAGCAGUACCAGCAGGAGAUCAUCGCCAUCUCGAACGGCACCGCCGAGCAGCUGGCUGAGCUGGUGGAGCUGGUGGCCAACAAGAAGAUCGAGCCUCCGCCGCACUCCGUCUUCCCCUGCGAGCAGGCGGCCGAGGUCAUCGCCAAGCUGUGCAACUCCGAGAUACCCGGACGUGCCAUUCUCCGCUUCCACGACAUAGAGUAGGUGAGGCAUGGAGGAGCGUAGGCGCGGAGGCGCGGAGGGAGCGAGAUCGGAGGACAUGGUUCCCCAUCAAGGCAUUAACUCAUUAAAUAUGGAUAUCUGUUAGCUGUAUUCGGAAGACACCCGACAAAACAACCUGCAACCUGCGACACUCUCGAAGCGGAUUCAGAAAUGUGCUUAUUUUGUAGCCGGUCAAUGUUUUGUAACCUUAAUUUUGGACUGCAGACGAACUCCUCGUUUUAUUUGAUUUAGCGUUUUAGGCAUUUUUAGUAUUAUGUACAUAUAGAUUGUGAUUUAUUUUACUCGUAAGCCACCACAAUGAUUCUACUUUUGCAAAGUCACCCAUCACAUCGCCAUAUUAGCCGGAGUCGAGAUCCGGCGGCUUCUUCAAUGAUUUUCGAUUAAGCAAAAAGCCCAGCAGAAGCGGAUUACAAAAUAAAUGUUAUACAUACUAUACACGAAAUUGUUACGCAUGCGAUGCAAAUGUUUGAUUCAAUUGCUUGAUGUUUGUACUCAUUACGUACCCAACAUUAUACUCUACUCUUAUUCACAAAUAAAAACCAUUAACUAUCAA